CAUUACGUGCAGACAUGUUUCUUCCUGUACAGUAAUAAAUUUUCUUUAAAUAGACUACUCAUGAUCAUGUACGCAUCAAAUUAUCUUCCUGAGAGUAAAUGAUGCCAUACAGACAUUUUUGUAAACUUGGACAUAAAAGUGUUAAAAGUCCUGUAUAAAAAGUUUCAGCAAAAGAAUGGAGUGUAUGAAAUAUCUACUAACAGCUAUUUCCAUUAUCUGUCUAACAAAUCACGUAACAUUGAACAGACUUGAAGUCAACCAUUCUAAUGAAGUGACGUGGAUAGGCGUGCGUGAACUGUUUCAAAACAGGCCAAAUUACACUACAAUUAAGGCUACUGGUGUAGCCAUCACAGGAUAUAGUAAGCCACUCGUACGUCUGCUGAGCAAACACAUGGGAAAACGCAUACAUAUACAAGAAGAACCAAACGAUGUGGGAAUUAGCACGGUCAUUGAUGACGACGAGGAUUGUAAACUUGAAUUAUGUAAAAAAUGCAUUAGCCUGUUCCGACAUGAUGUAUAUACCUCUGAAGCAAACUUUGUUUACCUUAAAUUGAACCCAGCUUCUGGUGUUACUAUAAGAGGAAGAAAACAAAUUGUUGGAGAAGACUUAUGGGUUUGGACUUUCUCUGGAAAGGAAGGCGGGUUUGGUUUUCUAAAGUGGCCAAUAGAAUUUGGAAUUUGGUCGAUGGGACUGCUAACUAGUUACGCUCUUACCACUCCACAAGACAUUAUAAUCAAGAAAGUAUCAGGAAAUUGUUCAAAUUUAGAAGUAGGAAGACCCAAGGACGACAAGAUUAUUAGUAAUGCCCUCUUGAACUUGACACUGGAAAUGAUGGAAUUAUCAGAAGAAAAAUAUGCACCAAGUUAUUUCUGUUACAAAAGAAGAAAAAUAAUCAAAACAGAUUUAUUGUAUACCUUUUGUAAACACAUCGUGUGCCCUCUUGAAGCGCUUGAAUACGUCUGUUGCAGUUAUUAUUACGAAGUACCCCUUCAGAAAAGGGCCCUCACGUGUGAUUUCCCAAAGCGCGUGAUUGAAUAUGAAACCGUUGGCUGGAUAUUACCAAUUAUUGUUUCAAUGGUUUUGUUCGUGUAUUUUCCUUUGUUUCUUCUUUACUCAGCUCACAUUUUGUUUGAUCAGAAUGAAGGCUAUCCCAUUACUGUAUCAGAAACUAAUUCACUGGAAGUUCACGAAAGUAUCAGUUUAUCGGACAAAAUUAUUUGGCUUAAUGAGCACGCACAUGUGACUUUAUUUAAAACUCUGUUUUCACCAAUCAGGAAAUGUCGAGAAUUCUUUGUGUCAAAAGAAACUGGACCCUGUCAGUUUGUUCUAAAAAGAUUUAAACGAAUUUUUCUUCCUUGUCUCAGCUUGCUAGUUAUUGGACUGCAAGUUUGCAUCGACUUCUGGUUUCUUCAUUCUUUUGUUUUAACAAGUGUCAAUAAAGGUGUGCCUAUGGGGUUUCGUUCCCUCAUUGUCGGGUAUCGAGACAGUAAAGAAAAUUUUCUUCCGUACCUCGGAGGUCCUUAUAUUGCUAUUGGAUCGUAUUUGUUUAUCACAAGCAUACUUAUUAUCAUCCCUGACAAUUUGUCAUCCCUGCUUAUUUCCGGUCUGCCCGGAAAUGACGUAAAUGAAAGUGUAUCACCCUUGUGUAUUCGGUCUCGUUCCAUCGAGCAUUUUGGUUCCGUCUGCAUUCGUAAAAAACAUAACUAUCUAAAGUUGUAUAGUGUUUUUCUGGCUCAGUUUUACAUGUUUAUCAACAGUAGAUACUGGAAGCAUAUGUUCCGUGUACAAAAGGCGCGUUGGCAAUACUUUUACUGUUCAAAAAUUUGCGUUGUUUUCUUUCCAUUUUAUAUCAUCAUUUGUACCAUUGAAAUAUUCCUAUGUAUAGUGGUUUACGGUUUUCCAGUUGUGUCAUUUGGUUUGACUAUAAUCAAAGCAUACUGCGGCAAGCUGAACAUGUCACAGAGGCGACGUUUCUGUGUAAAAACCUUGUAUAUUUUUGUCGCAAUCAUUCUGAUCGCUUGUGUGUUCUUUUUCUUACACAUGUUCUGCACAAUAUUCAUGGAUGCUACUCUAUUUUUCACAAGAUUGGUGUUUUUUACGUUCACCGGCGUAGUUGUGUACCCAAAAGUAUCUUAUGGGUAUCUGAUUUUCACACUCACCGUCAUUUAUUAUCUCUGGCAGAGCAUCCAGGACUUCUCUCUUGUUUAUCAAGACCUUUUGAAAGACACCAUUAGUAUUUGUUUUUCUUUACAAAGGGCCGAUGGCACAGAUUUUCUUGUGACCCAGAAGGGAGAUUUCAGGGGUGUCAGGGAAUCACUGUUUGAACACGUAAUAGAAAACAACAUCCCAAAGAGGAAACAAGUGUUUAUCUCUUUAUUUAAAGUUGCUAUUAUUUUGACUGUUUUGGGACUUCUUAUUAACAUAUUGAUCGAAACUGACGGGUUUCGACAACUGCAAACUAUCGUGCAGGUAGGAACAGCUCUGUUUAUCUGCUCGUUGCCGCAAAUACUGAAAAUGAUGUGCCAUGGACAUGGGGGCAAGUUCAAACAACGACGAUUUCGCAGAGAACUAACAAGCACAAUCAUUAACUACGUCGGUAACAAUAUGGAAUCAGCCGAAUCUUCAAACUCCGAUGAUUAAACAGUGAAUAUUAAAACAUUAUAGGAAUAAGCUUUUAGCAAAAUACCUAAACAAAGGAGUAUGUCCUUGGUUUCAAAAGAAUAAGGGUUAUACAGACAUUUCAAAUAUGCUUUAGGAAAAAAAUGCUACUGCAUUAAAAUAACCCUGAUGUUAAGACUUGUAUUUUCAACAAAACUUGGGCAGAUUUUUGUAUGUUUCUUUUUACAAUCUGACGCAAUUUAUAUACUUUAUAAAGUGAAGUUUCUAGAAUGGUAAGCAAGUAGUGUGUUGGAAAAGUAUAAUUACUUUCUAUAUUAUUUAGAGAACUUGUUAUACAAGUCGAUGUAUGAUGCAAACUGCAUUUAGUAUUUUUGAAAUGACAAGAGAUGUGUGUUUUGCUUAAUCUUUUUCUUUUAAAAGUUUAAAUCCUUGUUUCAAUUUGAUAAAACUGUAAAUUAACAAAUAAAAGGUAUAAAUGUUUA
Mercenaria mercenaria is the source of this 3102-nucleotide messenger RNA. RefSeq lists its product as uncharacterized. NCBI's taxonomy places the organism in Eukaryota, Metazoa, Mollusca, Bivalvia, Venerida, Veneridae. The transcript has 2 exons. The record is from RefSeq and is a predicted model, not a curated record. The coding region runs from base 176 to 2641 and encodes 821 amino acids.